CCAGAAUCCGCGAGCGGUGGUCGCGUCCAGGGACUGUGAGAUCUCUGGUCCCCUCCCACCCCGCGCCCUACCACAGCGAAGUUCCCAUUUUUGGCCUCAAAUCAGACCAAAGCCUCACAAAUAUCGCGUAGAAAACUCGCUCAUCAUUUAAUGAUCGGAUAACUCAUUGCCGUGUCUCCAACCCUUCUCCUCUUUCCACAGAAAUCUGAUGAAGAUCCACUCAAAAAAAGGCCAUUUUUUGUGUUAAAACCCGGAUUUUUGCGAUCUGGACGGUGUCCGCUUUUGUUGCAAUCUCUGAGUCUGGGAAAUAUUAUUCGGCGUAGAUUGGAUUGGAAGGAUGUUGAGGAGUUGCCUGCAGUCGGCGCUGAAGCUGGUGAAUUCGGUGAUUGGGAUGGCGGGGAUGGGAAUGAUUCUUUAUUCCCUCUGGAUGAUGCGGGUUUGGUCCAAGCAAAUUGAUGGCUUCGAUUCCAGUUCCACCCCUCCAUGGUUCAUUUACACAUUUCUUGGCCUAGGAAUCUUCUUAUGCUUGAUAACUUGCUCAGGUCUUAUUGCUGCUGAAACUGCUAAUGGCUGUUGCCUUUCAUGUUACAUGGUGUUUGUGUUUUUGCUUGUUUUGUUGGAGGCGGCAAUUACUGUGGAUAUAUUUCUUAACAGAAAUUGGGAAGAGGAUUUCCCAGAGGAUACAACGGGGAAAUUUGACGAGCUUAAGGAUUUUGUGAGAUCAAAUUUUGAGAUGUGCAAAUGGAUAGGAUUGUUGGUUGUGGCUGCACAGGCAUUGUCCAUCUUCCUGGCCAUAGUGCUUAGGGCUCUUGGGCCAGAUCAUGGAAGUUACUACGACAGUGAUGAUGAUAUCGUACCCGCAAGGUUACCUUUACUGAGAAACCAGGUUCACCACACUCCAUACACUGCUGAACCUAAUUUAUCCACAAAGAAAGAUUCUUGGAAUGUUAGAAUCCCUGAGAAGGUUAACAGGUGAAAUAUCUAACCAGAGUGCCUCUUUCCAGAAACUAUAAUUUGAUUAUAGUUACUGGUAACCUUCAUUCAUAUUCAGAUAGGGUCUCGUGCUGUUGUAUUCUACGUGUAUAACAUGUAAGCGAAAAAUAAUAAUGUAAAUGGCAUUAGAAUUGCUGCAGUAUGUACAAAUGUUUAUUCAUAACAUAUAUUCUGACACAGCAGUAGUUGUAUGAGUCUUUAUUACAACUAUACAGCAAGACCAGGGCAUCAUGCCUUGUUUUACAAUUGGUACGGCAAUUUGCACAAGCUAUCGAUUGUUGUUGCAGGAGUUACAUCUGUGGUAAUGCUGAGGCAUGGGAACAGCCUUUGAAGCAAGCUUGCAUUUCAGCAGACAGGCUUUUCAUAAACUAUGCUCUUUGAUUACCAUAAUGUAUGCCUUUUUUGUGGCUCGCAGCAAUCAUGCAGGGACUGGUGGGAAUGAUAUUUUUGUGGAACUUUAUAUUGAA
Messenger RNA from Elaeis guineensis (African oil palm), 1460 nucleotides. Its product is annotated as tetraspanin-19. The record is from RefSeq and is a predicted model, not a curated record. NCBI's taxonomy places the organism in Eukaryota, Viridiplantae, Streptophyta, Magnoliopsida, Arecales, Arecaceae. Gene Ontology annotation, cellular component: membrane.